Molecule: messenger RNA, 1669 nt
Organism: Selaginella moellendorffii
Lineage: Eukaryota; Viridiplantae; Streptophyta; Lycopodiopsida; Selaginellales; Selaginellaceae
Product: shikimate O-hydroxycinnamoyltransferase
Exons: 2
Coding region: 105-1571 (488 amino acids)
Molecular function (GO): acyltransferase activity, transferring groups other than amino-acyl groups
Source: RefSeq, a predicted model, not a curated record
GCCCGUCUCGAAAUGUGGGCAAGUUUAUUGGUCAACAUAGUCGAUUAGUUCUAAAGCACGAGGGGCUCGUGGGCGAGGUCUUGAAGUGACUUCGAGUGCUCGACAUGGUAGCGUCCAUAAGCUCGGUAAGGUCAGUGUCCGUGUCGACUGUAGUUCCCCAGAUCCCGACCCGGCAGCCCUGCGUUCUCGCGCUCUCCAACUUCCAGAGCUACUUUUCGUUUGAGCGCUACAUCAAGCAAGUGUUCUACUUCUCCGCCCCGGGAUCUUCAGCUCUCAAGCAGCACGAUGACCAGGAAGAAGAAGAAGAAGAUCAAGAACAGAAGAGCCCUCGGAUCGAUAACCACGACGAAGAGGAGUUCCAGCGCCUGGUUUGCAGCAUGAGGGAGUCUCUGUCACGGUUGCUCGUUCCAUACUACCCUCUGGCGGGGAGAAUGCGGCGGCGAGAGCGGUUAACAACGAUCCAGGAGCUCCACUGCAACGACGCGGGCGUCAUGGUGGUGGCGGCGAUGGCUAACACAGCCUUGGGCGACGCCCGGCAGUGCCCCAUCGAGCACGAGCUCUACCCGGAACCCAGGGUCAGAGAUCCCGCCAACGCGCCGCUGCUAAAAAUCCAGGUGACAAAGUUCCAGUGUGGCGGGAUUGCUGUGGGAGUGCUCACCUGCGAGAACAUCCUCGACGCCUCCUCCUCCUUCCCGUUCCUCCGGGCGUGGGGGGAGAUUCACCGGGGCCUCGCACUGGGGGUGGCCCCAUCGUUUGAUUCCAGCGUGCUCAAGCCUCGAGAUCCUCCGCAGGUCAAUCUCCCCGUCCGUGACUACGUCGUCGCUCCACCGCCAGCAAGCACGGUGGAAGCCAUGGCCAAAUCCUCCCAGGACGCCAUCCCCGACCGCCAGAGGCUCUUCCACAUCGCCCCCGAUCGAGUCCGCGAGCUCGUCGCCGAGGUCCAGCGCGGGAGAUUCUUCUCCUCUCGUGACGAGCCGCCGCCGAGCUCGUUCGAGGCCAUCUCCGCCAUGAUCUGGAAGUGCGUCGCGGACGUCAAAGACCUGGACGAUUCGGAGAGCAUGACUUACAUCUACGCGCUCUCCACCAAAGGACCCAAGCGCUGGAGCCCCGAGAUCCCGAGCCACUACUGCGGCAGCUCCGCUCACAUCCCCUGCCUGGCUGCUCCCGUGGGCGAGAUACGCAAGAACCACAUCUCCCACGCCGCCAAGCUCCUCCGCGACGAUAUCCAGUCCGCCACCCAGGAGCGCAUCCAGUCCGCCAUCGACUGGAUGGAGCUCCACCUCCGGGCCGGGAUCUUCGUGGACGACAACUUCCCGCUGCCAAGGUGGUCGGGGAGAGCUAUCAACAGCAACAGCCUCACAGCAUUCCCGAUCUACGAGCUCGACUUUGGAUGGGGGAGGCCGCGACACUUCUCCUUCGUCUUGGAUGCCGAGCCGGGCAGUGGAGCCGCCAUUCUUCUUCCUACUCGAGAUGGCGGACGAGACCGGCAUCUGGCGAUUCGGCUGCCCGAGAACCAGAUGAAGAAGUUACUCGAGCACCAGUUCUUCCUCAAGUUCGCCACCCCGGUGUAGCAAACAAGUUGUUUUCUCUUUUUUUUUUGUUGUAAUCCGGCCUGCCAGCAGCAGCAAAGAAGAGCCACAGUAAUUUACAUUCUCCACUCUACCAGUUA